Neohortaea acidophila is the source of this 956-nucleotide messenger RNA. Its product is annotated as alpha-acetolactate decarboxylase. The transcript is spliced from 2 exons. Gene Ontology annotation, molecular function: acetolactate decarboxylase activity. The record is from RefSeq and is a predicted model, not a curated record. The coding region runs from base 220 to 924 and encodes 234 amino acids. Lineage: Eukaryota; Fungi; Ascomycota; Dothideomycetes; Mycosphaerellales; Teratosphaeriaceae. Gene Ontology annotation, biological process: acetoin biosynthetic process.
ACGUCACUUCGCAAGGACAAGGAUGGAACAUUGCGGACUGUGUACUUCGGCUGUUCUCUACACGAUUCUUCAAUAUUAAUUGUGCUUGACAAUCUUUCUUUCUCCUUCUGAUUUCGAUCUCAUACAAUUACGUCCGAUCUGCCGACCUGCUACAUUAGAUACCGAGUUAAGAAACACCACAAGCCAUAUUCACCUGAACUGUACAAAAUCACAAGCAAAAUGGAAGACAACCACAUCUACCAAUACUCCCUCCUCAACGCCCUAAUGGACGGCGUCUCCGAAACCGGCAUCCCCGUCUCCAAACUGCAAACAAAAGGCAACCAAGGCCUGGGCACCUUCUCGCGCAUGAACGGCGAACUGCUCUUCCUCGACGGCAAAGUCUACCAACUGCAAGCCGAAGGCAACAUCCGGGAAGCCGACGCGAGCGAUCAAAUCCCCUUCGCCGUGAGCACGAACUUCGUCCCGCAGCAGACGACGACGGUGGAGUUCCGGGACAAGAACGAUAUCGAGACGGCGCUGGAUGGGUUUAAUGCGAAGGCGGCGAAUUUGUACAUGACGUAUCGCAUUACGGGACGGUUUGAGUAUUUGAAGUGUCGGACUGUGAGGGGGCAGCAGUUUAAGGGGGAGUCGUUGUCGGAGUUGGGGAAGAGGCAGUCGGUGGAGGAGUAUGAGAAUGUCAGCGGGACGGUGAUUGGAUUUCGCACGCCCAAGAAUUGGCAGGGGUUCGGUGUAGCUGGUGAGCACCUACAUUUCGUCAACGACGAUCGGACUGCUGGAGGACAUGUCCUGGAAGUCACGGCGCAGCAAGUGCAGAUGCAGAUGGCUCUUGUCGCCAAUGUGCAUAUUGAACUGCCUACUAAUGCCGACUUUAAUGCGGCGCAUUUAGUUACUGACGAUGAUGGGGUGAAGAAGGUAGAGGGGUAGUGUCAUGCAGUCGAACGAAAUCUUUUAUUCUG